Molecule: messenger RNA, 2913 nt
Organism: Gadus morhua (Atlantic cod)
Lineage: Eukaryota; Metazoa; Chordata; Actinopteri; Gadiformes; Gadidae
Exons: 6
Coding region: 519-1499 (326 amino acids)
Molecular function (GO): protein binding
Source: RefSeq, a predicted model, not a curated record
UUUCAGUAGAUGCAUUAUCAGUGGGGUAAAACAAAAACAUCUGUGUUGCCUUAAAACCCUUUGACCAACGAUGGGAUUUAUUGAAGGAAUGAAAUCACUGAAUAAAUGCACAAUCUUCUAGCUGAAGAGCCAAUCAAUGACUUUCUGACGGCCCAGCUGGUGUGUGAGGACCGGCCCAGCGGUCAGCGCUACAACGUGCUCACCGACGUCUUCGCGCUGCGCCGCGACCCCAACGACCCCGCCAGCACCCAGUUCUACGGCCUCUUCACCUCUUCACCUCCCAGUGGGAGCGGGAGGAGCUGGCGGCCGUGUGCGUCUUCAGUCUGUCCGACAUCAACCAAGUGAUGGACGGCCCCUUCAAGGAGCUGAAGAAGACCUGCGAGAACUGGAUCAAUCCGGAACCCGUCCCCAGACCCCGGCCCGGACGGUGUCUGAACAGCGCCCUGCGGGUGGAGGGCCUCGAGUCGUCCCUGUAGCUGCCCGACAAGGUGCUGACGUUCACGCGGGACCACCCUCUGAUGGAGAACAGCGUGACGGCGGCCCCCCUGCUGCUACGCCGCGGCGUCACCUACACCAAGCUGGCCGUCACUCUGGCCGACGCCGGCCCCGGCGCCCUGCUCCACCUCGGCACAGGAAUUCAAGAGGUCGCCCCUACCCCGGUGUUCCAGCCGCAGUACAGCAUAGCGGAGGAGUGUGUUUCUUACUGCCAACCGGCUCAGCUUGAAGUGAGGAUGAACUUGGACACCUACUGUCUCAAGGAUUACGUGCUGAAGAUCCAGGUGAAGGCCAUGGAGCGCUCGGGCCCCUGGUGGCAGUUCUCCAUCGCCGUGCAGACCGUGUUCCGCACGGGGUCCACGCCCCGCGUCCGCAGGGGCCCCCGGGCGCUGUGGGUCCCCGACCGCGACCUGGGCUGCGGCUGCCCCGCCCUCCACGUGGGCCGCACCUUCCUGCUCAUCGGCUCCGAGGAGGGGGGCCGCGACUGGGCCCCCGGGGAGAGCCGCCUAGUGGCCGACCGCUCCACCACCGCCCUCCAGUGGCGGGACCACUGGAGCCCCAAGCUCAGGGGCUUCCGGGGGCAGGACAAGAGGGGCCGUUGCCCCCCGAAAGCCCCCCCCCACCAGCGCCACCACCACCACCAACGGCCACACCGCCGUCCCGUCGAGCCGCAGAGGGGCUACAUCCCGCCGCAUCUAGUGACGGGGGGCGACGGCGGCGGAACACACGGACCACACGCGCGCUCGGAGGAACCGGCCCCCGAGAGCGCGGAGAGCGUGGAGAACGUGGGGGGGACGGGCGCGAGCGCUAACGUCCACGACGACACGCCGACACCCGAGAGCCCUGAGCUGUGGACGUUCGCUGUUUCGGCCCCCGCUAAUCCGUCCCCCGCUGAUUUGGCCCCCACGAAUCCCGUCCUCCUCACAAAUCCGGUCCCCACAACUUGGGUCCCCACAAGUUGGGUACCCACUUUGCUUUGUUCCAGCCGACCUCCCGCUGUGUGACAGGAGACACACACACAGUCCCACACACAGGUACCAUGUGGAUAUCAGAUAUGAGAAUCACGUAAAGACACACGGUGAAAGACAUUGAUAGAGGAUAGUAAGUUAUUUGUUUGUUUGGCGUUCGUCCGCAAGAAAGGACGAUGGAUCACAGCAUUUAUUUUGAGUGGCUGUUUAUUAUUUUUGGGGGGACUAUAGACGAAUGUAUUGUGAUGUAUCCACACACACAUAGAGCCACGCACACACACGCACACACGCACGCACACGCACGCACACGCACACCACACACUUACAAGCCUUGGCAGGGAACUCAGAAUGUGAACUAAAAAGUUUCUCUUCGGUAAUGUCAAGGGCUCUUUUUAAAGUUGGUCAUUUCAUAAGUACUAUAUUUGACAGUUGACAGGAAAUUAAAAUUAAAAUGCCAAUUAGUUGAAUUCAGGUCAAGACAAAAGUGCCAAAGAGUAUGUCUUAUUGACAUGUAUUAUAUUUAACACUGAUUUAUUGAUGAUUAAGUUUUGGAAAUGGAGCGUCAAUAAAUGUAUCAAUAGAACUUUCAAAUACAUUUAAUAUAUAAUCAAACACCUAACAGUUUAGCCAAAGAAAGCAAGAAAUAGAACCGACUUUUCUACCUCACAUUUGCAAUGGUGUUUGACUAAAGAUCAGCUGACGCAGAUUAUUGAUCCAAAUAACUUUCAAGGUAAAAUUCUAAUAUUUCAAAAUUAUGUUUUUUAAUAUAAUGCUACAGACAAAAUCUAUACACUGAUCUUUUCUUCUUCUUCUUCUUCUUCUUCUUCUUCUUCUUCUUCUUCUUCUUCUUCUUCUUCUUCUUAUUAAUAUAAAAAUAUAAAAAUAUAUUAUAUUAUAACAAAAUGUAAAUUAUUUAAUUAUUUUAAUUUCAUUAAAUCCACGCUCUUACUAAAUCUUGGGUGUCUUGGACAUGCCUCCAACAGCUGCAGUGUAUUCACGGGUGUUUGGCGAAACGCGUUUCACAGCAAAGAGAUAUGGCCAGGAAUGUCCAACACCUUGUGCACUGUAAAGUUCACGUGAAUAAAAUCGAAAAAAGCAUUGACUUACAAAGAAGCCACUUUUUUCCUGCCACCUUGUGUCACCUAUAUUAUUGUGCCCAUUAUGUGUGUAUAUAGAGUUGCAAAGUUUGGGGUCAUUUUCACAACUUUUUAUUUUUAUUUUAGUACAAAACAAGCCUGUCAAAAAAACGAUAGUUUUACCCCUUAUGUUUCAUUUGACAAAUCAACAGUGUUACCCCUUAUGUUUUUUAUCAUUUUCACAACUUUUUAUUUUUAUUUUAGUACAAAACAAGUCUAGCAAAGGGAAUUAAAAUGACAGUGGAAAAUAAACCAGAUGGGAUUCGAGAUCUGGAAGCGUACUUUGACAAAAACAAUAAAUGUCUUUUAUCACA